AUGAUCAUCGUCUCGGAUAUCGUCACCCUUAGGGAACGAGGCAAGUAUCAGGGGAUUCUGGGUGCAUCUUUGGGUCUGGGGAACGUCAUUGGUCCGUUCGUCGCUGCAGCUUUUGUCAUGGACUCGACCUGGCGAGGAUUCUUCUGGCUCCUGUCUCCGCUGGCGGCGUGCUGCAUCGUUGUUGGGUAUAUUCUGAUUCCCGACAAUGCACGCAAAGACAGUACUCGGAAGAAUGUUCGCAAGAUCGAUUUCUGGGGCAUUCUUGCCUCCUCGGUCGGAAUCAUUUUCGUGCUGAUCCCCAUCUCUGGCGGCGGGUCAUAUUUCAAUUGGGACUCGCCUAUGGUUAUCAGCAUGCUUACCAUUGGAGGCUGUGCCUUCAUCGCCUUUAUUGUGAUAGAGUGGAAAGUGGCGGUGCUGCCUAUGCUUCCAGUGGUGUUCUUCAAGAACAAGGUGAUUUGUGCUCUGUUUCUGCAGAGUUUUCUUCUUGGCGCUGUUUACCAGGCCUACCUGUAUUACUUGCCCAUGUACUAUCAAAAUGCUCGCGGAUGGUCUCCGAUCGUGUCUGCUGCGUUGACUGCACCUAUGGUCGCUUGCCAGUCUCUAGCAUCGAUCACCUCCGGGCAAUACAUCUCACGGAUGAAGCGUUAUGGAGAGGUAAUCUGGGCUGGUUUCUUCCUAUGGACACUGGGUGCUGGAUUGAUGCUGCUGUUUGAUCGUCAUACCAGCCCAGGUGCUAUUGCCGUUAUCGUCGGCGUUGCCGGCAUCGGCAUCGGCUGGACUUUCCAGCCGACCAUGAUCGCCUUCCAAGCCCACUGUACCAAGUCACAGCGGGCAGUCGUGAUCUCAGACCGUAACUUCUUCCGUUGCAUGGGAGGUGCUUGCGGUCUGGCCGUCUCCGCGGCUCUUCUCCAAGCCUCCUUACGGUCCAACCUCCCCGACGGAUACAAGGAUGUCGCGCAUUCGUCGUACUCCUUACCGUCCCGAAACGGGAUCUCAGACUCCGACUGGGAGCAGAUCCUUACAGCGUAUUCGAAGGCCUCCCAUUCCGUCUUCAUCCUACAGGUCCCACUGAUCGGAAUGUGCCUUCUUGCGUGUCUUUUCAUUCGGGAUCGAGGGUUGGAGCGACCAAAAGACCCGCAUGAGAUCGAAGAAGAGAAACGACAAGAAGAGGAAAAGCAGAGGCAGGAGAAAGCUCGCGAACAGGAAGAGGCUCGAGUUGCUGGCCAGGAUGUCGAAUCCCAGGUACCGCAUGGGUCUGAGCCGGAGGCCGACGAGAAUGUGAAGCAUUCUGGCACAUCACCUGAUCCUGAAAAGCUGGAGCCAACUGCGACAAAGCGUCCAUACACACGGGCUUUGGAGAGCCGCAUCCACUAUCUGGAGUCGCAAUUAGAAACGAGACCUAAGAGCAGUCCCGCCAGCAGCCACGUCGCUCAUCCUGUUGCGGCACUCCUCUCUCCACAGAACCCUCCGACCCCGGCUGGCUCGACGACCGAACUCGACCGGAAUGCUGUCGGGGAGAUAGUGGGCUUUCUCGCCCUCAACUCAUCGGAGGCCCCGGCAUAUGUAGGAUCCAGCUCAGGGCUGUCACUGGCCGCAGACCUCGGAGAGAUGGUACAGGCUACGGUGUGGAAUCAAGCGCUGUCAUCGUCGCGGCACCCAACCGCGACACGAGUUGGACAGCUUCCAGGUCAGAGUAUCACUGGUCUCCCACCGCAACCGUCUUCAGGAGACAAGAACCCGGAAGAGCGACCUCGACCGUUGCGCAUGGAUGAACUGCUGUCCAAGACCACGGACCCGCCCAAUGAUGAAUUGGGAUCGCGGAUUCUGCGCGCCUAUCUGACGAGACUACACGUGAGGUAUCCCUUUCUGGAUCGGACCGAGCUAUGGCGUCUGCACGAGGACCGCUGGCGCUUGGCCAGGACUCCACGCGAAGAGCUCACGAGGGCGGAGCGAUUCGGGAUCUUCAAGCUGUAUCUGGUAUACGCGAUUGGCGCAACAACGAUACAGCUAAGCGAGAACCUCGCUACAAUAGUUCCUGAGCAAUUCUAUACAACCGCCCUACAGACUGUGCCCGGAAUGUGUGAGCCGCGGUCGGUGGAGAAUAUCGAAGCCAUGACUCUGAUGGUGGUAUACCACCUUCGGUCUGCGUCCAGUCAGGGCAUGUGGUACAUGGUCGGACUUGCUAUGCGGACUGCCAUUGAUUUGGGGUUGCACAGGAAGGCAAAUGAGAACAACCUGGACCCAUUCACCGCGCAAAUGCGACGUCGUCUGUUCUGGACUGUCUACUACCUCGAGCGCGUGGUCUCGAUGUCGUUGGGUCGACCCUUCAGUAUUGCUGAUCGACACAUCGACCUGCCUUUACCACUUGACGUCGACGAUGACGUGCAAGAUCCGGCUGUGCUGACAGCAUCGCCGCCGAUGGAUCGAAUCACAAGCUUGACCUUCGCGAUCUACCUGAUGAAGCUCCGUCGCAUUGACUCACGAAUCCAACACAAGAUCUACCGAGCCGACCGUCCGCUGCAUACCCUGCGCUCCAAGAUGGACCGUCUCUACCUGGAACUGGAGGAGUGGAAACAGUCCGCGACGCGGCGCUUCAGCGGAUCCGACCUCGACUACCCGAUGCUACACUACCACCGGGCCUUACGGCUUUUGAUCCAGCCCUUCUUGCCCUCGCUUCCCCUCACGGACCCCUACUAUCAUAUUUGCCUACGCGCCGCGGGCAACACUUGUCAGACGCACAAGCGCCUUCAUCAGACGCUGGAAUACGGCCACUCGUUCCUGGCGGUGCAAACCGUCUUCAUGGCAGGGAUCACGCUGCUCUAUGCGCUUUGGACCCACACCAGCGACGUCUGGUCGGUGCAGCUCAGCAACGACAUCCGGGCCUGCUCGACCGUGCUCUUCGUCAUGGGUGAGCGAGCCAAGUGGGUGAAGAAGUACCGCGACGCCUUCGAGCUGCUCGUCAACGCCGCCAUGGAGAAGCUCGAAGGCACCGACGCCUCCAAGAAAGUCGGCAUGGCCGAGCUGAUGACCGCCCAGCACAGCAGCGGCGGCAUCAACGCUGGCAUGUUCCGCGACAAUCACCCGAGUACCUCGCGAGCCACCGAAGGAGGGGGCGUGGCGUCCACGACCGCCACCGCGCAUCCCGCGACGCAGGGCGCCGCCGCCGACCCGCUCAGCCAGGAUCACGGCGUGCGCAUGGCGUUGCAACUGGCGCCGUGGAUCGAUCUGGAGGAAGAUAGUCCGUUCUGGAUGCCGGACUUCGAGACCCUGGAGGGUCUGUCUGGUGAGCAGCUGUGGAGUAGUGGCGAUUUCGCCCCGUUUGCCCCGGUUGAUCCGCUCUUCGGCGUCAUGACGGGGCCAGAUGUGUGA
Messenger RNA from Aspergillus homomorphus CBS 101889, 3369 nucleotides. RefSeq names its product MFS transporter. The coding region runs from base 1 to 3369 and encodes 1122 amino acids. Gene Ontology annotation, biological process: DNA-templated transcription; positive regulation of transcription by RNA polymerase II; transmembrane transport. The record is from RefSeq and is a predicted model, not a curated record. The transcript has 6 exons. Lineage: Eukaryota; Fungi; Ascomycota; Eurotiomycetes; Eurotiales; Aspergillaceae. Gene Ontology annotation, molecular function: zinc ion binding; sequence-specific DNA binding; transmembrane transporter activity.